AUGACAUUCAAGUCUGGAGGACAGGAGAGCUCCCUCUGGAACGAAGAGGACGGCUUCUAUUACGACGCCAUCUCGUACGGCGAACCCUGGACCCAACAGCUUCCCGUGCGAUCCCUUGUUGGCCUUAUCCCGCUGUACGCCGUAUCAACACUCGAGCCAGAGUUGAUCAACAAAUUCCCCUCCUUCAAGCGCAGGCUGGAAUGGUUCAUUGAAAACCGCCAGGACGUGGCGGAACGUAACAUUGCCAGCAUGAAGCGUCGCGGCAAGGGUGAACGGCUGCUCCUAGCCUUGGUCAGCAAAGACCGCCUCGAGCAGAUCCUCAAACGGAUGCUCGACGAAACCGAGUUCCUCUCAGAGCACGGCAUUCGCUCAAUGUCCAAGUACCACGAGGACCACCCGUACUCGAUGGAAGUCAACGGCCAGAUGUUCCGCGUUAGCUACGUUCCCGGCGACUCGGAUAGCGGCCUCUUCGGAGGAAACAGUAACUGGCGUGGGCCUGUUUGGCUCUGCGUUAACUUCUUGCUUGUCGAGUCACUUCUGCGGUUCUAUAUGUUCUACGGAGAUUCGUUCAAGGUUGAAUGUCCCACGGGCUCUGGAGACUAUAUGCAUCUCGCCCAGGUAGCCGAGGAGAUCCAACAUAGACUGCAGCACCUCUUCGCCCGAAACGAUGAAGGCCGCCGCGCAGUCUACGACGGCUCGGACCUCCUUGACUUCGACGAACACUGGAAGGACUACAUGUGGUUUCACGAGUUCUUCGACGGCGAUACCGGUAGAGGACUUGGUGCCUCUCACCAGUGCGGGUGGACGGGCCUCAUCGCUAAAAUCAUCCAUGAUACAGGUGUAAACUGCCGCCUCCCCCAAACCCCCCGCUUCCCCUUCGCCGCAGCAAGCCACUACUUCGACGACAUCUUCACGCGCUCCGUGCGCGGACACAGCCGCCGGGGCAGCAGCCGCGCAAGCAGCGGUCGCCCCUUUGUCCGCCGCUCCUCGACCAGCCGGUCAAUCGGAAAUAGAAGCGAUUUCGAGUCUGCGUUCAAUACGCCUGCGCCCGAGACGCCGACUGAGGAGGAAUUCGACGAGAGUAAGAAGAAUGGGAACGGGAAUGGCAGUGGCGGUUUCGAUGAGCAUGUUUCGCAGUAUGUCGAGAGUCAGUUGCAGCGCGUGCGCAGUCAGGUCUCUAUGGGGGCGUAUGAGGAUGAGUUUGAGACGCAGGUUGAUGGCGCGAAUGGGAAUGGGAAUGGGCGUAACAGUAACAGUAAUGGGCGUUUCUUGUCUCGUUUUGAUUUGAUUUGUCUUCGUCGUUACGCUCCAAGUUGA
This is a messenger RNA of Aspergillus calidoustus, 1317 nucleotides long. Lineage: Eukaryota; Fungi; Ascomycota; Eurotiomycetes; Eurotiales; Aspergillaceae. The record is from the annotation of a GenBank genome assembly.